AUGCAAUCUCCAGAAGUAACGGGUGACUCGCUGCCCUCCGAGCAGUCAUUCGGAGACAUUCAGUCGGGUGCCCAGGACAGCUCCGGCGCGCCGAACCAGGGGGAGCAAAGUACACAGAGCAUCGAUUUGGGCACAACCCAGCCAACAAACGGCCACACACCAGAUACAAUCACAGAGGGCAAACAGAACGCGAGGGCUAUGCUGGCUGCUUCCGGAGUAUCGACCUCAUCGGAACACGGCAGUGAGGGAUCCAAUGGCACACCUCACUCGGCUAGCGGAACUGGCACUGGAACAAAACGAUCUCGUGAUGGCUCUGCUGUUCAAUCCACCGAGGCCAGCGGGUCAUUGCCCGUCCGCGCCCGCGAAACGCCGCUAGAUAAGAUCCUCCUAGAGCAGUACGUUGAUCGCGAAUUCCAGCACUCGGCCGCCGCUGCUUGGAAAAAUCCGACUCAGGAGUUACAACGGGACAAGCGAGCGGAGCGCGACUAUUACUUGGCAGUACGGCGUGAGACUCAGUUAAACCCAGCUGCUUUGUACGGGGUGGGCUACGAGGGUUUCGGAAAUCCUCGUACGGACCUUCGCAAUCAACACCCUCAAGUUCUCUACCCAACACACCGCCCUCGGCCUGGAAACAGGAAGGCGCGAGAAUUGCGCGUCUCGCGGCGUGAUGCGAAGCUUCAAAGCGAACAGAUAGAGGAUCUGGUCCCCAUCCGGUUGGAUAUUGACUGGGAAAAGGUCAAGAUCCGCGAUACUUUCACGUGGAAUCUUCAUGAUCGUGUGGUGUCUCCCGAUAUAUUCGCAGAGAAGCUGGUGGAAGACCUGGGCCUCGCGCUGGAGAGCUCAGGCCCUCUGACGCGGAUGAUCUCCCAAAGCGUUCAGGAGCAGAUCAUAGAUUAUUACCCGCAUUGCCACAUACACGAAGACCCCCUUGACCCUCAGUUACCCUACACCGCAUACAAAAACGACGAGAUGCGCAUCUCGGUGAAACUCAACAUCACCAUCGGUCAACACACCCUCAUCGACCAGUUCGAGUGGGAUAUCAACGACCCCAACAAUUCUCCCGAAGACUUCGCCUUAUGCAUGACAAACGAUCUGUCUCUCUCUGGUGAAUUCACCACCGCCAUCGCCCAUUCCAUCCGCGAGCAAGCACAACUCUUCACCAAAUCUCUGUACAUUGUCGCGCAUCCAUUCGACGGCCGUCCAAUCGAGGAUCCAGACCUCCAUACCUCCUUCCUUCCAACCCCUGUGGCCUCCGCCUUCCGGCCAUAUCAAUCCGCUAAAGAGCAUACACCUUAUCUUUACGAACUAAAUGAGGCCGAUCUCGAACGUACCGAAAUCUCAAUAUCGCGAGAGCAACGUCGCCAGAAACGGUCAAUCAACCGUCGCGGUGGCCCUGCUUUGCCAGAUCUUAAGGAUCGCCAGCGUACAAUUCGUACCAUGAUCGUCUCAUCUGUGAUACCCAACUCGGUCGGCUCCAUGGAAGAAAGCAACGUGAUCAAGCGUACCGGUUCUAGUCGCCGUCGUGGCAUGACUACCCGGGGGGAUGAUGAAUCAGACGAGUUUGAUAGCGACGACUCCUCUGUCGGCUCCCCUGCUAUUGGUCCCAACCUUGCACAAGGUACGGCUCGUACCAGGGGCAUGAGAGGGGCGGCAUCUGCCGCUCACGCCGCUCUCCGUGCCAGUCUGGGACAAUCUGCGACACCAGAACCCGUGUACCACGAGCCUCGGGUAUCAGCUCGAAGACAGCAAUACCGAGAGGAGAGCUAUGACGAAUCCGAGAAGUUGAUAGUCCGACUUCGGAUUCCUCGAGAGAAACUGGUCGAUUUGAGGAGCGGUAGACGCAUUGCCUCCGCCCAACCCAGCCUAGGACAGGCAUCCCGAGCCAUGGCACCCCCAUCCGACAAACAAACCCGCAUUCAUCCUCCCCCUCGACCCCAACAAACUGGAGCUGUAGAUGCACCAAACCCCCCGCAGCCCGGCGUCCCUGGACCCCCGCCACCCAACUGGCUUGCAGCUGGUCUUGCCAAACUGAAGCAAUCCCACCCAAAUGAUUCAUUCGAAGGCGUCAUGCGCUAUUCCGCCGUCGACACAGAAACCCUAGCCCCCGUCGCCAAUCCAAACAACCUCCAAGACGGCCAAAACAUCAAAUACCAAUAUCUCCCACGUAUCCGCUGCCACGAUUGCCCCGGAAAGCUCUACACCCCCGGCCCGGGCAUGACGGUCGACAACUUCGAAGUCCACCUCCGCAACCGACAGCACAAGGAACGUGUCGAGGAGCGUCUCCGUACAGGCGGCGAUGCCGGAAGUGCAAGUGCCAGCCCAGCCCCCGGAGCCGGAACUUCCACGCACUCAAGCCCAGCUCUCGGGACUACUGGGGCUCCUGGUGCCUCGCCUUUGCCCGCCACCGCACCCGGACCCCAGCCAUAG
Messenger RNA from Penicillium bovifimosum, 2427 nucleotides. Its product is annotated as SWI/SNF chromatin-remodeling complex subunit SNF5. The transcript is spliced from 2 exons. Gene Ontology annotation, cellular component: SWI/SNF complex; nucleus; nuclear chromosome. Bases 1 to 2427 code for a protein of 808 amino acids. Gene Ontology annotation, molecular function: transcription coregulator activity. NCBI's taxonomy places the organism in Eukaryota, Fungi, Ascomycota, Eurotiomycetes, Eurotiales, Aspergillaceae. Gene Ontology annotation, biological process: regulation of transcription by RNA polymerase II; chromatin remodeling. The record is from RefSeq and is a predicted model, not a curated record.